GAAAUAUCGAGUAGUGAGUAGUGAGUGCUAAUAGGAAGGACAAAGGAGCGAGAGAAGAGAAGUUUAAAGAAUUAGGGUUUUGGUGUUGUUUGUUGCUGAGAAGAAUGGAAGUGGAAACCAGGGAAUCGUUUAUCUACAAUAAGGCUUUUCUUGAACAUAGAGAGCAAGUUAUACAACGCGACCGUCUCGCUCCACCCCGAGUUUUGCCUGUCCAUAAAUCUCUUCCUUCCAUUGGAUCUCACAAGCCGCUGUUAUAUUCAAUGGAAGAAUUGGCUGAUAUGACUGACAAUUUUAAUGAAAAAAAUUUGAUUGGAGAAACCUUAUUUAGCAAACUGUACCGUGGGACAAUCCGACAUGGCUGGCUUCCUUUUGAAGAUUGGGUUGUCACUGUGAAGAUUUGGGAUUAUACUCUACCAACAUCGUGUUAUCUCAACGCAAAUGAAAUUACUAAUGAAGAAGUAAUGUUUUUAACACAACCAAGUGCAAAACAACAUCCAAACGUGGUAAAUUUGUUAGGCUAUUCUAAUAGACGCUUCCUUGAAGCUGUUGUUUAUGACCUCAAUCCUUUGGAUACUGUUCAUAACUUGGCUACCACAGGUAGUCUUACUUGGCUUCAAAGGAUUAAAGUGGCUCUUGGAUUUGCUCGUGCACUUGAAUUUCUUCAUGAUCCAAAAAAGCCUUAUUUAGUGCGCAACAUUAACGCAGCUCAUAUAAUUCUUGAUCAAGAUUGCAACCCAAAGAUAUUUGACUUUUCAACCAUGAGUGGAGGUAUUCUUGGUAAGCUGACUCGCCUCAAAGAGCAACUGUUGACUGUUGGCUAUGAUGAUCCAGAAGACUUCCCCUUAGGUGGACCAGAGGAAGGUGGAUUUGAGGUAACCUACCACGAUGUCUUCUCUUAUGGUGUUGUUCUCCUGGGGCUAAUAACAAAAAGAAUUGUGGACAAGGAAGAUACUCUGAAGACUUUGGUUUACCGUUGGGCCUGGAAGCACUAUAGGCCUAAUCGUUAUCUUGUGCAUGAAAGCCUUGUUGAAGACCCUGGCUUUUAUGCUUCUGAUGGAAUAAUGAUAACUGAGCUUGCCAUGCGCUGCAUUCAAAUAGAACUCGAUAAGCGUCCUUCCAUGAAGGAUGUUGUCAAGCGUCUUGAGGGUUCACAAGCUGUUCAACUUUAUGGCAAUGUAGUUGGAAUGUAAAAACAGAUGAUACCUGUCCUGAUCAAUUUGGGAAUUUGGGACUUCAGAAGGAUUCACAUAUUUCCUUAUUUGAUUUCACUACCUUUUUAUAGGAUUGCUUGUUCUGUAUCAAUUGCUGUUAUGAAGUUGAUUCGUGUAUAUGGUUUUAGCCUGGCAAAAUAUGAUGCAUAUUGCAUGGGAAGCACUGCUGGAAGAACAAGUUAUCACAUUUUUGUUUACUUGUGCAUUUGAUUGGAUUUGGGGUCAGCGCUUCAGACAACGAAAAAGAAGCGAGAAAAAGAACUGAAGAGCAAGUUGCUCAUAGAUGUUUUACUUAGGGUUGUAAACUGAGCUCCUUUUGAAUAAUUUGAGCUUUACUUAGGAAAGGGCUUGUCUCUCGCUCCAUUUGUUUUGAUAUAAAAUAUUUGUAAGAGUAAAAUAUUUUAUAUGAAAAGUAUUUGCAAAAAAAUAUUUUCAUUUCAUCGUA
Molecule: messenger RNA, 1656 nt
Organism: Quercus robur (English oak)
Lineage: Eukaryota; Viridiplantae; Streptophyta; Magnoliopsida; Fagales; Fagaceae
Product: probable serine/threonine-protein kinase PBL12
Exons: 7
Coding region: 105-1190 (361 amino acids)
Biological process (GO): protein phosphorylation
Cellular component (GO): plasma membrane
Molecular function (GO): ATP binding; protein tyrosine kinase activity
Source: RefSeq, a predicted model, not a curated record